AUUCACACACACUACACUAGUAGCUGGACUCGACUCAGCUUUUGCCUUGCCUGUCUUCUUCAGUAACAUUUCUUUUGCUUUUUCUUCAUAUCUCCGCUUAGAAACCCAGCGUCCAAUAUUGUUGGAGAAAUUAGAGAAGCAUCUAACAAGGCAACCACUGCAGAACUUAAGCUGUUUUUGGAAGACAGUUGGUCAUCCGAAUCUUGCCACGUACCCCGAGGAUUGGAAGGAGAGUGCUCGGAUUGUUGCGUUGCAAAAGCAGGAUCACUGGGAGGAUUUUACUCGAGAGAGAAUUCAAAGAUCCGUAGAUCGGAUUGCCAACCGUAAGUUUCCACUACCUCUCUAUAUUUCCGAGUAAAUGAACGAUAUUUACUAAGGGUUUCUUUUUGCAGAAAGCUGGAUCUCGGACCCGCAUCCUCAUAUUAACCAAUCAACAUCGAAGAGAUUAUCACUCUUUACGCGAGCUGAACAGAAGGAGAUCAACCGAGCCAAAACGAUGAAGCAAUUGCCGGAUCUCAGUCUUAUUGUAGCCGAGAAGAUAGGCGCCAAGCGGGGCGCUUCUGGGAACAAAGUUGGCCCUUCGGAGACGACUCCAGUUGCUGCUGAGCAAGCGCGUACUGGCGGCUCCUCGCAGGGCAAAAGCUCGAAGAAGAGCAAGAAAAAUGCCGGGGGUCCGAAGGAUUCCUCCGAGCUGGAGCAUCCUGCUGCGGAUGGUUCGUCUAAAAAAGGGGGAAAGAAGAGGAAAGCCGGGGACUUGCCCACUGAAGAUGCUCCCAAGAAGAAGAAGAUGAAGAAAAAAGAACUGGCUUUGCCCCGCUCAUCCUCGGUCUGUGAAGAAGAACUUCAGGCUCUUGUUCCUGAGACUAUCCCUGAGGUCGGGACCUCGGAGGAUGAUGAGAAUGAGACCAUCGCCCUUCGCCGUCGGAGACGGGAGGGUCGAGUCACCGAGGAGGUAUCCCGUGGAGCCUUGGCCGAUGAUCUGCGAUCUACUGAGGUUCCGAGGGAAAUACAGGCUUCGGGAGGACAACGGGACCGCUUGAGGAAUGAGUCCCCUGCUCAUGUCACGGAGGGAUCUGAGACCCGAGUAUCCGGUCGUCCUAAGGAAACCCCGGCAGAUGGGUUCAGAUUCGAGUUUAACCGUGAGCUUCCGCUGGCUUGCUACCCGGAAGAUUGUGCUCGCCUGUUACGGUUGGUCAAAGGCGGUCCCGAUCAACUCCCUUCGGUGGGAGAUCUCAUCUUCAAAGAUGAGUAUGAGCACGCCUCUUGCUCGUCUGUAAAGAGCCAUGGUGAUUGGAACGUUUUGGUCGAGAAGUACGACUCAUCUCUCAGACGGGCCAGAGAACAGAUUCGUGAGAGCGAGGAGGCUAAGAAGAGAAUGGAGGAGGCUCUUCGGGUUUCUACGCGAGAAAAGGCAGACGCCAUUGCUCGGGAAAAAGCCCUUAGGAAGGCGUUUGACGAGACGCGGACAUCUGACGCAGCUGAGUUGCAGAUGUGCAAGGAGUCAAUGAACAAUCUUGAGUUCGUGGUGGAUAAGCAGCGGAAGGAAAAGGCUGAUCUAGAGGCAAAGAUGGCUGCGGAAUUACUAAGGCAUUCCGAGGAGAUGGAUAGGCUUCGGAAAUCUCGUAAAUACGAGGUUACGCACGAGAGGAUUCGCGUGCUGAUUGCUAUGAUUGCUAAAGCCGAGAAACGUUUUCACAAGAUUUCCCUCCGCGAGGACAAAAGGGACAAAUACGACGAUGCUCGGUGUCUCUAUAGUCAAGCCUUCGGGACGAGGAAAUGUCUCGAGCAGAUCAAGGCCUCGGGUGUAGAAAUCCCGCAGGAAACCAUCGACUUCUUCAUCGGGCAAGAGAAGCACUACGAGGAAGAAGCAGAGCGCUUGGAAGUAAAGGAGAUUCCGGCGGAAGAUCUUUGCCUUUCUCCGCUAGUGUUGGAGUCUCGGUUUUUGAUCGAAGAAAUUUGGCGUCAGCUCGACCCGUUUGGGUCGAAUAUUGAUUUGAUCGAUUCGGAGGCCGCUAUUGCUCUGCGUACUCCUCUUCGUUCUGAAGAUCCGGUGGAGAAGCCCGCUCAAACUGCCGUAUCCUCCAACCAGCCCACCGAUCAAGACAUUGAUCCUGCGAAGCAGGCAUCAGCGGAAGCGGUUGUUCUUAAGGACGGGGCCGUGCCGACUAUCGUGCUAACGGAUUCCCCUGCUAAGGCAUCGAAGAAUGCCAGCUCAUCUGCUUCCUCGUCAGAGGACCCGGAGAAAGGUGAUGAGGCUCUUGCGGGGAUGCCUACUGCGGACGCGACUGCGCCAGCCCCAACCAAAUUUGGUCGUGUCUCGGGUCCCGGAGAGGGAGAUGGCGGCGGAAACAAGGAUCCUCCCGUGGUUGAUUAAUGCCUGUUGUCAUCUGUUGUAAAAUUUCUUUUUUCUCUUUUCGGCUCCUUGAAGCCUUUG
Messenger RNA from Brassica rapa (field mustard), 2434 nucleotides. Its product is annotated as meiosis-specific protein ASY2-like. The record is from RefSeq and is a predicted model, not a curated record. Lineage: Eukaryota; Viridiplantae; Streptophyta; Magnoliopsida; Brassicales; Brassicaceae.